Messenger RNA from Physcomitrium patens, 1120 nucleotides. The record is from RefSeq and is a predicted model, not a curated record. NCBI's taxonomy places the organism in Eukaryota, Viridiplantae, Streptophyta, Bryopsida, Funariales, Funariaceae.
AAAAUCCAGUUCUCACUCCACAUUCAACAACAACGUGUUUCCUGUUCCAGGCUCUCCCUCUCUCUCGCUUUGCUCGCUCUGCUUGCUUCCACUUUGCUAAUUCCGCUUCUCCCUCACUCACCCCUCCCUCCCUGUGGUUGUUGUUGCUGCUCCUUCAUCAAGCCCUACCAUCGCUUUCAGAUCGUUUUCCAAGUUGUUUUCUGUGCUUCUCAGUUCUCCUUUUCCAAUUUCCAGUUGCUGUCAUCGAGGGGGAAGCUUGUUGGGGUUGCAAGCAGCUGUGGUCAUGGCGGAGUUUUCUAAGGAUGUCAUCACAGUUGCUCCUGAUUUCCAGCUAGUGGAGCCCCUCACCGGCAAAACAUGGCAAUUGAAAGACUUUGAGACAUACCCUGCCUUAUUGGUCAUGUUCAUCUGUAAUCAUUGCCCAUACGUGAUCCAUCUCAAGGAGGAUAUUGCGAAGCUUGCAGGGAACUACAUUCCGAAAGGACUUGCAGUAGUAGCUAUAUCCUCGAACUCGGUUACUUCUCAUCCAGAGGAUGGCCCUGCAUUCAUGGCCGAAGAGGCAAGAGCUUUUGGAUAUCCGUUUCCAUAUUUAUAUGAUGAGACGCAGGAAGUUGCAAAGGCAUACGGAGCUGUCUGUACCCCCGAUUUUUAUCUGUACAGGAAGAUGUAUCACGGUCAAAAGCCCUUUGAACUAGUAUAUCAUGGUAGAUUUGACGAGUCUCGACCUCGCAGUAACGUUCCCGUCACGGGCAGGGACAUCCGCGAGGCAAUUGAUUGUGUUCUAACAGGAAGCCCUGUCACUAUUCCGCAAAGGCCAAGUAUUGGAUGCAGCAUCAAAUGGGCCCCAGGUAAGGCUGGAGGGUCCAAAGGACAGCGGGCCUAGUGAGCCUGUAUUUACAUCACUUUCUGGCAAGAAAUGCAAGAGCAGUUUAUAUUUGAAGCCUUUCCUCAGAGCAGAGUGGGAGUUUUCUUUCAAUCAUGACUUCCUUCGUUACCAACAAAAAAGGUCCUUGUGUAAUGUGGGGUCGCUUUGACCUCGUCUUCCCUGGAAUUUUUUCCAGCUUUAUCACUUCGUAUAGAUUGUACUUUGUAAAAUUGUGAAAUGUGUCUUUAUCGCAUA